This is a messenger RNA of Pelagomonas calceolata, 1377 nucleotides long. NCBI's taxonomy places the organism in Eukaryota, Pelagophyceae, Pelagomonadales, Pelagomonadaceae. The record is from the annotation of a GenBank genome assembly.
UCAAAAGCCGGCAAAAGUUGCAGUUUCGCGGCAGCCGGGCGCACACUAGACUGUCGCCAGCCGCCAGACGCCAUCGAGCGGCCGCGCGGGCAACUAUAUCUGAUAUCUGAGCACAGCCCUGCCCGCGCCAAAGCGCCAAAAGCGCCAAAAAAAAGCGAUGGUCGUCCACGACUACAACUGGAUUUUAGGAAGCGAGGCGGCCCUGGACUGCGUCGCCAAGUGCCUCACGAUCAUUUAUGGCGAGGACGACGGCUUCGCGCUGCCGCCGAAGCGGAGCCUCGCCUACUACGACGACCUAUGGACGUGGUGGACGCGCCUGCGGCCCGUCGACGUGGAACCGAAGCUCGCGGCCCUCGUGGCCAGUUGCCACGCCGACGCCUGGCUCUCCGAGGACGUGGGGGGGAACCAAAUUUUCGUGGCGCCCUCGUACAGUAUCUUGGGGCUGCUGCUCCUGGCCGCGGGCGCGCGGGCGCCGCGGGACCUGGCCCACGCCCUCGUGAGCGCGGCGCGGCGCGACUGCCAGCGCGUCCUCGACCUGGGCGCGCCCGCCGAGUCCUUCGCGCACGCGCACCGGAGCGAGCUCGUCAAGCGCCUCUUCGCCCACGACUUCGGGAGGACGGAUCGGCGGGAGUUAGUCCGGGAGCCCUUCGGGCCGCGCGAGGUGCAGCUCUGCGCGAAGGUCGCGGACGGCGCGCUGACGGUGGGGACCGGCGACGAAGCCGUGCCGCCGUGGUUUCCGUCUCAGAAGGCCGUCGCGCCGCGCCUCGCCGUCUCCGGCCUUGGGGAGGACGCCUGCGCGCCGUGGUGCGGCGCACCGACGUUAUUCGCGCUGGCCGAGCGGCGCGAAUCAGUUCCCUACUCCCCUCCGCCGCGGCCGGCGCUCUCCACGCAUCUCCCGGCGCUCGGCGGCCUCGAGGUCCUCGACUUCGCGCCGACGGCGGCGGAGGCGGAGGCGGAGGACGACGAGCCGCCCGCGCCGCCGGACCUGCGGCGCGAGGCGCCCGACGCGCUCACGACGCUCGGCCACAUGGGCUACGAGCCGGCCGCCGCGAAGCGCGCCCUGGCCGCCGCCAAGGGCGACUUCUCCAAGGCCGUGCGGGCGCUCGAGCGCGAGUGCCGCCGCGCGUCGGGCGCGGACCCGGUCCUGGACGCGGCGACGGGCGGGCGGGCGUCGGCGGCCGUGCCGCCGUCGCUCGCCGACGACCAGUCCUGCGACGUCUGCGGCGCGGGCAACUGCAAGCGGCGCUGCGGGCGCUGCCGCGAGGCGUACUACUGCUCCGAGGAGUGCCAGCGGAGCGCGUGGCCCGCGCACAAGGAGGCCUGCGCGGCGCCGGCCGCGAACCGCGUGACGCCGACGAAGCUGUGAUAAACUUAAUC